Messenger RNA from Nerophis lumbriciformis (worm pipefish), 8423 nucleotides. Its product is annotated as piezo-type mechanosensitive ion channel component 2-like. The record is from RefSeq and is a predicted model, not a curated record. Gene Ontology annotation, cellular component: membrane. Lineage: Eukaryota; Metazoa; Chordata; Actinopteri; Syngnathiformes; Syngnathidae. Gene Ontology annotation, molecular function: mechanosensitive monoatomic ion channel activity.
GGGGGACUGAACCAGAACCAGAACCAAAACAAGCAGGGCAGGCCUGUUGCAAGAACUGGAUCCAGGAUGUCUUGCGGUCCAUUGGUGGUGGGUCUUCUCUUUAGGGUCCUGCUGCCCCUCAGCUUGACCGCAGCUGCUUUGCUGCGUUUUAACGGCUUCUCACUGGUAUACGUCCUCCUGCUGCUCCUACUGCCCCUGCUGCCGGAACCCAGCACGUCCCAGGGCGCAGGUAACACAAGUCGCUGUGUGACAGCUAUUUGUGUGUCCAGUUUCCUCUUCCUGUUACUGCAGACAUUCUUUCAGCUGACCACGACAACGCUACAACCAGAGUACAACUGCACGUCCUGGCAGAAAGCGCUGAGUCAGCUGGGAUUGGUCAGCCUUACAGGAAGUGAUGUGGCCUCCGCUGUGCGACACAUCCUUCCAGAUGUUGGCGUGCUGGUUGUCGGCCUGGUGACAUGGAGGCUGAGCCUGAGAUUGACCCCUGAAACACACACGCAGCAGCACGGACCUCAGGAUGAUCAGGUUUUUCAAGAGGAAGAAGAAGGAACCAAAAGGAACCGCAUUUUGGCUGAACUGGAAGUAUUGGUCUGCAAAACUAGGAUAAUGCUCGCGAACAUGAUGACCACUGGAGGGAAAGUUCUGCUCACAGUUUUGCUUGGACUCACAGGCAUCGUGCUACCGUCCCUUUCCUCCCUUCCCUACCUGCUGUGUUUCCAAGUGGUUUGUACCUGGUGGGCAAGGUCUGGUUGGGUCCCACCCCUCGUCUUCAGGUGUUUGUCCGUGAUGUCACUGGUCUACUCUUCCUGCCACUUCUUGCUUGUGUACUCCUACCAGCUGCCAUCACUGCAGGAGGCGUGGCUUCCUAACCACACCUCCGCAAGUGUGUUUGGCAUGCUGCCUCUGGUGUCGGUGGACUGCGCCGCCCCCUGGAGAAUGCAAGUGAACCCAGAGCUCAGCUGGUUUCAUUUUGUCAGUCCUCUGAUGUUGUUGCUGCUCUUCCAUACGGUCGCCAGUCUCUGGAGGAACCAGUUGAUUGCUGGCAAAAAGGCACAGAGUGCAGACAAGACGGAAUCAGCGGAUCCCGGUAGCUGUGACAUCAUAACUGCCACAAGCUUUAUCAGUGAUGAGGUCAGCAGUGAUAUCACAGCGGAGAGGCGGAGAGAGCUGUGGAGGGAAGCUCAUGAUGGGCGGGGCUACAAAGAUAUUUUGGAUACUUCCACUUACGACAGUCCCUCUGAGUCUUUGGCCCAGCCCACACAAAGCACAGCCCUCGAGUUGGACACACCUCACUACUCCCUUAGCCAAUCAGACACUUUGGAAACGUGUGCCUUUGAAGCAGAUGCUGACGCAUGGGGAGAGGUGGCAGAAGCACCGGGUGCGGGUGUGGCUUCCAUGGCCUUCGGAUUCCUGCUCAAGCAGAGUUACAUCGGCGCUUUGAUUGCCAUGAUGGCAUGGUCCAUCACAUAUGUGUCGUGGAUGACGUGUGUGCUGCUCAUCUGGUCGUGUGCGCUCUGGAUGAUGCGUGAACGACGCCGCUAUACGCUCAUGUCUUCACCAUGGCUGGUCGCCUAUGGCAACCUGCUUCUGAUCCUGCAGUACAUCCACAGCUUUGCUGCUGUCCAUGAAGUCCCUGGACUAUUCCCGAAAAAAGACGAUCCCUGCAGAGAGCUUGCCUCCAAGCUGAUGUGUUUGUUGACGUUCUGGCUGCUGCUCCGUCAAGCACUUACAGAGAAGAAAGACAGACAGAAAGACACAGAGACGCAGUCGCAGCUGUCUGCCAUAACCAUCCAUAUCAAAGAUGAUCAGAAGGCAGAGCAAGAGAAGAUACAAGAGAUUUCCUAUGAGAAGCUGCUUCUGUUGAGCGGAGGAGUUCAGAUGGAGGCCCUUGUAGCCGUUGUGACCAGGAUGUUUGUCAAAUACUGGAUCUAUGUCUGUGGAACAAUGUUUUUCUUUGUCAGUUUUGAAGGCAAAAUCGUCCUCUAUAAGGUCAUCUACAUGGUGAUGUUUCUGUGCUGUGUUGCCCUCUACCAGCUGAACUAUGAAAAAUGGCGGGCCUUGUUGCGAGGCUUCUGGGUAGCCGUAGUGGUGUACUCCAUGUUGGUUCUCAUUCUAGUCUACACUUUCCAAUUCCCCUCGUCCCUUCACACCUGGAGCUACUACACUGGACUCAGCACUCACAGAUUGGAGGAUUUGGGGUUAGAGAAAUUCUCCGUUCCAGUUCUAUUCACCAGGAUUUUCAUUCCCACAGCGUUUCUACUGGUGUGCAUCGUACACCUGCACUACUUCCACAAGCCCUUUCUCCUGCUGACUGACCUCAAAACGGUGGUAGACACGCACAAUAGCACCAUUACCAGGUUGGUUCACAGUGAGGGCAGCCUUGUGGAUCUGUCAGUGGGAGGUGCUUCUCAGCUCCCUCUAGAGGAGGAUGACGGAGGAAUCCUGAUAGAAAAAGAGGAAGAGAUUGAGGAGAAGCGGAAACCAGAAGAAGAGGAAGAAGAGUACCCCUCUAUGUUUGAGGAGGACACCUUGUCUGACCACAUCACAGUGUUGGUGUCCUGGAGGUUGGUAGUCGAUCGACUGUCUGUCUUGUUCCUGCGCCUCCUUCUGUCUCUGCAGCGUUUGCAGCGCCUCCUCUGGUGGCUGCUGGAACUUCAUAUUGUCAAAAUUGUGUCCUCCUACAUGAUUUGGAUCUCAGUGAAAGAGGUGUGUAUGUUCAACCUACUGUUUGUGGUGUGUGUGGGAGUGGCUCUUCCCUGCAGGGCCUGGCGCCCCCUGUUGUCGGGGAUGUGUACAGUGUGGACCUGUGUGGUGGCAGUUUGUAAGAUGUUGUACCAGCUCAACGUUGUCCAGCCUAACACCUGCAACUGCAGCACGCCAAGUAACUCCUCUACCAAUCUUUCUCGCUCGGUAUUGUACUCCAGUCCAAUUGACCCCGCCCAGUGGGUUGGCCUUCGCAAAUCUGAGGGAAAACUGCUCGACUACCUGAGGUACAACCUGAUGAUGCUCGCGCUGUUAGCUUUUGAGGUGACGGUUUACAGACACCAGGAGCUCUACCGUCUCCGCUGCAACAAAGUUCCGCCUCUGACAAGAACAUUGUUCCAUGACAUCACCAGGCGUCAUUUAGAUGAAAACAUGCUGAGCUGCGCCAAAUAUUUCCUCAAUUACUUCUUUUACAAGUUUGGCCUGGAGACUUGCUUUCUGUUGGCAGUUAAUGUGAUUGGUCAGCGAAUGGAUCUGUUCGCUGUCGGCCACGCUUUUGGGCUCAUCAGCGUCCUGUCAAGGCGCAGCAGGAAGCGGAUUAGUGCAGUGUGGCCCAAGUACUGCUACUUCCUGUCAGCGCUACUAUGUUUCCAGUAUCUGCUGUGCAUUGGAUUCCCUCCUGCUGCCUGCAAAGAUUAUCCAUGGCGACCACCGACAUCCAACAUGGACUCCAACGUAGUAAAAUGGCUUUUCCUCCCAGAUCAUCUGACUCCACCAAAUCCACUCUUCCUCCUCUACGACUUCCUGCUUCUGCUGGGCGCCUCACUGCAGCUUCAGGUGUUCGAGGAUGAACUUGAUGCCGGUGUCCAGACGCUGGCGGGGGACAACGGCGAGCUGGACGCAGAAGACGCACAGGCCUGGGAUCCAGUCAUGAGGCUCCGUCUCAGCACCGUCCCUGACUUCAUGCUGUGCAGGUCCUACCUCGAUAUGACGAAGAUCAUUAUUUUCUGCUACAUGUUCUGGUUUGUCCUCACUAUAAUCUUCAUCACUGGGACCACAAGGAUCAGCAUCUUCUGUAUGGGUUACCUGGUGGCAUGUUUUUACUUCCUUUUGGUGGGCGGAGACUUGCUGCUGAAACCUGUCAGCUCUAUCCUGGUUUACUGGGACUGUCUGAUCGGCUACAAUAUAUUUGUCAUCACCAUGAAGAACAUCCUUUCUAUCCUGGCAUGCGGUUUCAUCAAGUCGCUGGUUGUGAACCACUGUUGGCUGGUCCAGCUCUUCAGUCUGGCGUGCACCAUCCGAGGAUACACUAAACCGGAGCAGCAGAGCAGUAAACAGUGUGAGCUGCCAAGCGACGAGGCAGGGAUUAUCUGGGAUGGUGUGUGUUUCUGCUUCCUGUUGCUGCAGCGAAGGGUUUUUAGAAGUCACUACUUCCUGUAUGUGGUCCUGGACCUGCAAAACACGCAAGUGCUAGCCUCCAGGGGGGCAGAGCUUUUUGAAGCGUCCACUGUGAAAGCGGUACGAGCGAGACUGGAGGUGGAGAAGAUGUCCAUGGACCUGCUGAAGAGACAGAUGGAGAGGAUUAAAUCUCGCCAGCAGAAGUUUCGCAGAGGAAAAGAGAAAAUGCUCAGUUUGACGCAAAAGAGCAUUCAUAGUGAUGCACAUGAAAAGUCAAAAGGGCGGCAUCAUGGCGAUUGGUGGAGACCCUGGGUGAACCAUGCCUCCAUGGUAAGGAGUGGCGACUACUUUCUGUUUGAGAGCGACAGUGAGGAGGAGGAAGAGGAUAAAAGGGAGCAGGUGGAGGAGGAAGAGAAACAUCCUGAGAAAUCCGCUUUCCAGUUUGUCUAUCACGCCUGGAUAACUGACUCCAGAACAGCAUUGAGAGCUCGUCACAGUCAAAAGAAACUGUGGAAGAAGAACUCGAGUGAAGAACGGAGGGGGGAAAAGACAGCAACAUAUGGAUCUACUGAAGUGAUGGAGGAGUCGGAGGAGGACGGAGAUGAAGACAAGGAGGAUGGACCAGAUACCAUCCUACAUCGGGUCUCCAGCAUCCUUCGCUUUUGCUGGGUUCUGUUGUCGGCUCUGCUGGACUCGUUGACCUCUUGGCUCUGUGGUUUGUGUCGAGAACACGUCGACAUUUCCACCGUCCUCCGAAUGGAGCGCUGCAUGCUGACCCAGCAGGCCAAGCAGGGUCAAGUGCCAUCCAGAGAGGCCAUCCAUGUCUACUACCAAGAACAGAUGAUAAGAAAUUCCAGAGAAUCGGGAUUAGACCAUGAGGAAGGGGGAUAUACAACAGGGAAAAGACAGUGUGAGGAAGAGGAGGCUCUAAGUAUGGAUACAGAUGAAGAGGAAAGCCCAGGAUCAGAUGAACAAGCUCAAGCAGAACCUACAGGAAGUGGACUAGAACUCGCCUCCAGGGAGGAAGCAUUAGAGAUACUUCAAGCUACAAUAGAAGAUGAUUCAGUUGUAGGCCUUACAAGGGAAGAUUACCCAGAACUCCCUGUGGCUACAACCAGCCGGCGCCAACGAUCCAAACUUACCAGGAUGCAGAGGUUGACAUCGUCCUCGUUUUCUUCAUCCUCAGAAAAAGAGGAGCACAGCGCCAGCGAACCUCCAGCCUGCCUCUUGUGUCAGGUGUGCCCUCCGUCCUACAGUCAUGCUCUUGGCCUGAAUAUCCAGGCCAAAGAAGUUGAGCAGGACACUUCCAAAAAGAGGAGGCGAGGGACAAGAUCAGGAUUAAGGGAGAGGCGUCCGGUAUUUGAGACGACUGACUUACCGUCUGCUUGCACCUUCGCUUCCUGUCCAUUGGCAUCUCGUCCACAGGAGCUGACAGCGAGUGAGCUGCUGAAGAACAGGUCUUUCCACAACGAGGAGCUAGAGGCAUCAGACGGUUUCUAUGGCAACCAACCCCAACUGCUCCAGCUGUGCUAUGCCAUCUACAACAUUCUGGCUGCUAGGUCGGAGACGGUGUGCUACCUGGUCAUCGUCUUGAACCACAUGGUGUCUGCCAGCUGUCUAACCUUGGUUCUUCCUGUGCUGGUGUUCCUUUGGGCAACUCUGUCAGUUCCUCGACCUAGUAAGACCUUCUGGAUGACGGCAAUCAUCUACACAGAGGUCACCAUUGUGAUCAAGUAUUUUUUCCAGUUUGGCUUCUUCCCCUUCAACCAAAAACUGGAGGUGGACCGCUCCAAACCCUUCCACCCUCCUAACAUCCUGGGGGUGGAGAAGAAGGAAGGCUAUGUCCUGUAUGACCUUCUGCAACUGCUUGCUUUAUUCUACCACCGAGCCAUACUGAAGUGUCAUGGUCUCUGGGACCAGACUGCUGCUACUGAUCCUCAACAUCACCUGACAAACCAGUCAGAAUUUAGUCCAUGUUCGACCCCGACCGACACAGUACACUGGCGUGGUGGAAGUCACACUCGUUCUAGCUCAACCCAGCUGUGCUCUCCUGCAGGCAGUCUGAGUUCUAUUCAGAAACUCAGCAAGCUGGACCUUCUGCUGGAGAAGCUUACAGAACUUACAAUCCGAGUCAAGCGGUUUUGUUUUAGCAGGUGUAAGUCUUUCUACGGUCCAGUGCGUCAGUUCUUUCAAGCACUCGUUCAACCAGAAUACAGUGCUGUCACAGACGUUUAUGUCUUGAUGUUUCUGGCGGACACCAUCGACUUCAUCAUCAUCGUCUUCGGCUUCUGGGCCUUUGGGAAACACUCCGCAGCUGCCGACAUCACUUCCUCCCUGUCGGAAGACCAAGUUCCUGAAGCAUUCUUGGUGAUGGUUCUUAUCCAGUUUGGUACUAUGGUGAUAGACCGAGCUCUCUAUUUAAGGAAGACUGUUUUGGGAAAGUUGGUCUUUCAGGUGAUUUUGGUCUUAGGGAUUCAUUUCUGGAUGUUCUUCAUCCUGCCGACUGUCACUGAGAGGCGCUUCAAUCAGAACUUGGUGGCUCAGCUGUGGUACUUCGUCAAAUGUAUUUACUUUGGCUUGUCAGCCUAUCAGAUUCGCUCAGGUUAUCCAACGCGUGUUCUCGGAAACUUCCUGACAAAGAGUUACAACUACCUCAACCUGUUCCUGUUCCAAGGCUUUCGCCUGGUUCCUUUCCUGACUGAACUCCGGGCUGUGAUGGACUGGGUGUGGACCGACACCACUUUGUCUUUGUCCUCCUGGAUCUGCGUGGAGGAUGUCUACGCCCACUGCUUCGUCCUAAAGUGCUGGAGGGAGUCUGAAAUGAGAUACCCUCAGCCUCGCGGCCAGAAGAAGAAGCGAGUGGUGAAGUACGGCAUGGGAGGUCUGAUUGUCCUGCUGCUGAUCUGCAUCGUCUGGUUUCCCUUGCUCUUUAUGUCCCUCAUUAAGUCUGUCGCCGGAGUCAUCAACCGGCCCCUGGAUGUCUCUCUGACUGUCACCCUUGGAGGCUUCCAGCCGAUCUUCACGAUGAGCGCGCAGCAGAAUCAGUUAAAGGACCUGACCGAGGACGACUUCAAAACCUUCACCAGUUCCUACAGUUACACACCUAGUGCCUUGCAGUUCCUGGAGGCGUACAGUCACGAUGAUGUGACAGUGGCAGAGCUGCAGGGUAGCAGUAACUCCCUGUGGACCAUCAGUCCUCCCAGCAGGCGCUACCUGAGCCAGGUGCUCAACCUGGACCACUUCCCCCUUACCUUAUCCUGGACUGUACAGAGGAACUUAAGUCUUGGGGCAAAGGCGGAGCUUGCCUCAGGGAAACAUGUGACCUAUCUGGAUGAUCAGACCCGUUUGGAACUGAUCCAGCUGCUGAAUGGUACCAGAACAUUUCCCGUCGUGAUUCAAGGCGUGCUGCCGUCUUUCCUGCGAGCUCCUAGCGACUCCAACGCCAAACCCAUCGAGCAGCUCUAUGCAGACGGCGUCUACAAGGACAUUUUGUUGUCCCUGGAGCGGACAGACAAUGAGAGCCAAGAGAUCCAGGAGUGGUGGAUAGUUGAUCAACCAGCUUCCAGUCUGGUGCCUUUGGGAGGCGGAGUUUUAACGGAAUACAACAGGAGAGAGGCGGGGCUACAGCUGUUUGUGUUCAGCGAUAAAGUCAGUCCUCCCAGUCUGGGAUUCCUAGCAGGAUACGGUAUUAUGGGAUUGUACGCCUCAGUGGUGUUGGUCAUCGGGAAGUUCGUACGAGAAUUCUUCAGCGGGAUCAGUCACUCAAUCAUGUUUGAGGAGCUGCCCUGCGUUGAUCGCAUCCUCAAACUGUGCACCGACAUCUUCCUAGUGCGGGAGACGGGCGAACUGGAGCUGGAGGAGGAGCUAUACGCCAAACUGAUCUUCUUGUAUCGAUCGCCAGAGACCUUGAUCAAGUGGACCAGACGCUGACCUCAACUGACCUGCUGUGACGUCCUCCACUCUGAACUGUGAACAUGAAUUAUUUAAAGAGGGAGAUUACCCUAAAAAAACUUGGAAAUCUAUUUCAGUGUUUAUGAUGUAAUUUACUGGAAAAAAGGGAAUAUUUCUGGAGACUUUACUGGAACCCCCCAACCUGCUGGUUGACCACUGAACUGGUAACAUUUGAAUUGAAGGGCUAAGAGUUGAUAAAGUGUGUUAACAAUAAAUAUAAAGGACAUAUCCGGGAAUAACUGGAAUUCUAAGGAAGUGACAGGAACUUAAGUAUGAACGUGCACUAACGAUGAAAAGGAAUGAGGGGGCAGAGGUACUGUUGCCCACAACAUUCUAAAGAGUAUCAUAAAUAAACCUAACGUUUCUCUGAA